This is a messenger RNA of Solanum tuberosum (potato), 969 nucleotides long. Its product is annotated as pectinesterase QRT1-like. Gene Ontology annotation, molecular function: pectinesterase activity. The transcript is spliced from 5 exons. Gene Ontology annotation, biological process: cell wall modification; pectin catabolic process. The record is from RefSeq and is a predicted model, not a curated record. NCBI's taxonomy places the organism in Eukaryota, Viridiplantae, Streptophyta, Magnoliopsida, Solanales, Solanaceae. Bases 1 to 969 code for a protein of 322 amino acids.
AUGAACUUUGAUAAUAUUGAUAUAAGUAAUGGAAUUUUACGCAAGUCUCAAGGAAUUAUCGUAGUCGAUUCGAAUGGUAAUGGAGACUCCGUUACUGUACAAGGUGCAAUCGACAUGGUCCCCGAUUUUAAUUUUCAACGAAUCAAAAUUCUUGUUCAUCCCGGACUCUAUAGAGAAAAAGUGUAUAUUCCAUCUUCAAAGCCAUUUAUUUCAUUAAUUGGUAAUGAAAAUCAUCCUGGAAGAACAAUAAUUACUGGUAACUCUAAGGCAUGUGACAAGGAUCAAUAUGGGAAUGAAAUAGGCACUAUUGCUACAGCCACAGUUACUGUAGAAUCAGAUUAUUUCUGUGCAACUGGCAUAACCUUUGAGAAUACUGUGGCUGCAUUGCGUCAGGAACAGGAUAAGCAAGGUGUGGCAUUGAGAUUAGCUGGUGACAAAGCAAUGUUGUACAGAGUUAGGAUUUUGGGAUCACAAGACACACUUUAUGAUGAUAAAGGAUCACAUUAUUUUUUCAAGUGUUACAUUCAAGGAACUGUUGAUUUCAUAUGUGGCAAUGCUAGAUCACUUUUUCAGAGUUGUGAUCUUCAUUCAGUAGCUCAAGAUAAUGUGGGAAUAUCAGGAGCAAUUGCAGCACAUGAAAGAGAAUCACCUGAUGAUGAUAGUGGAUUCUCAUUUGUUAAUUGUAAAGUUACUGGAAGUGGAAGUGUAUUUUUAGGCAGAGCUUGGGGAGAAUAUUCAAGGAUUAUUUACUCAAAAUGCUAUUUUGAUGCCCUUAUUCAUCCACAAGGAUGGUUUGAUUGGGACGUACCAUCUAGAGAAGGGCAUGCAUUUUUUGGAGAAUACAAUUGCAAGGGAAUUGGAGCAAAUAGAGCAAGUCGAGUGCCAUGGUCUAAUAAUUUCACUCAAGACCAAGUCAAACCCUUCUUGAAAAGAGACUUCAUUGGUGGAGAUCAAUGGCUUAGAAUUUAG